AUGAGCGGGACAAGCUCCAGCGUUGACUACGACUACGAAGACGGAGGAGGCAACACGACGGACGCGGAGUACGAGGCGCUCAUCGCCGACGUCCUCUGGCCGAACCUCGUCGAACGCUGGUUCGUCGCCGUCCUCGUCGCCAUGAUGGUCGUCGGAGUUGUUGGCAACAGCCUCGUUGUUCUCGUCGUCUUCUCCAACAAGUCCAUGGUACGACCUUCCAAAAAUGUCACGUCUUUAAGUCUGACUCUUUCUCUUUCUUUUUUCACGUAGUCUGAAGACUGAAGCUCAGUAGCCUGACAGUAGGUUGAUAAUUCAAGUCUUUUGGUUUGAAAUGGAAAAUCUGUCUAUCUUCUUUCUUUCGUAAAUGUAUUAUUUUGGACUCUUGAAUUACCAGAAAAGAUUAGAACUUGACAUUCCAUCAAAGGAAUUUUUUUUUUGAUUUUUUUUUUCAGUUUUCGAUGUUAUAGUCUGUAGAUUACUUAUAAAUUUUCUCCCAGAGUUGUUAAUUCCGUGUUCAAAGUUAUUUCCGCGAAAUUCAAAAUGGUCUCUGAGUCUCCAAAAAUUAGUUAUGUUUUGCUUUCUCUGACGGUUAUUUUGAAUUUCGCGGAAUCACUUUGAACACUGCAUAAAAAUCAUUUUUGAUUGAAAAAAAAAGGAAAAUAGCUCUUUGGUUGUUUCAUUAAAUUUCUCUGCACAAAAAAACAUUUUUUUAAAUAAAACACGCUCACGUCUUCGAGAACACGUCUCUUUUCUCAUUUACGGACGUCGCACGAACGUCACUCCUUCGGAUGCUUUGCCAUUGAUGAAAAUUGGCAAGAAAUCUGCCGAUUCGCAUUAAAAAACGUUUUUUGUGCCAUUUUUGGGCCUAACGGGUUCGAGAAAAUUUCUCGAAAAAGAUAAACCAAUAUUCUAAAAAUAAGCUUUUAGAAGCAGAAAAGGUAGGUUUUUUCAGGCUUUUCGUGUAAAGUAAAAAAUUUCUCUAUAGAAAUUUGAGUAUUCAAAAAAGGAAGGAAUAAGGCCAAGUGAAAGAGAAUUUCGGAAAAUAAUGGAUGUUUCUCAUGCGUAUGUUGAGAUUGUAUUCAAGCCACCUUAGCAAGAUCAAUCUGAAAAGUGUCGCGAAAUUGAAGCUAUUGAAAUAUCUAUUCAGGUCCGAUUGAUUUAGUUGAUAAGAUUAAAAAUUCAACUUCCGCACGGAGUAAAAAUCAGCGACUAUCGAAUUCAAUCAUUUGUGUGAACUCAUCGACUUUCUUCGAUCUUCGUUACACUUAAACUGAACCCUUUCUUCAUUUUUUAUUCAUAUCGGAAGGGCUUCUUUGUUCGAGGUAUUCCUUCACUCUGUUAAACGCCCCAGAAAAUUAAUUCAUAGCUAAUUAACAAGUCCCUCCGUCGUUUGUUUUCAUUGCGAAAUGAACGACGGUGCCAAACGAAAAAUUGCAUUAAUUGCGCCGUUUGCCUUUGUUGGCGUCCUCUUCUCGAGGGGCCUUUUAACCCAAACGUUUGCUCACUUUGAUCAACUUGAAAGCCGAAAGACGGGAAAACUUGAGCUACUGAGAGUCAUGAAUAAAACUAGCCUAAAAUAGCAAAAGUAAUUUGGCGUCAAGAUACCUUAAUAGGAUAUCCCUUUUGGGAGUUUUCCGAUUUUAAAAUUUACACACAUCCGGAAAUAUGUAGUUGUACGUCUAAUGCAAUAGAAAGUCAUUUUUUGUAGAAUAAUUUCAGUAGAGGAUCGUUUUUCUCUUGUUUUGGACUUACCAAUAUGCUUUGUUAUGGACCUCUCUUGCCCGGUGACGCAGCCAAAUGAGUGAAUCGAAUUUGGCGCUGCAAUUUGGUGAGAGAUGCGCUCCAGUGAAAAAUCCACACUAAGAUAUAUUUCUCGUCCUUUUCGGUUCAACUUGUCAUAAAGAAGAGUUUGGCGUGAGAAACUCCACGUGCUCGAACGGGGAAACCGCAAAGUCGUCUACGAAGUACUUGAAUUUCCUUAUCCUCUCACCAACUGUCCGACCUGCGUCGACAUACCCAAUUAUCAUGUCUUUUUACAUCCUCCCACAUCCGCAGAAACUUCGAACGCGUUCCGGCAGUAUUGCGGGCUUCAAAACGGCUCAAACCAAGGACUACUCACCUCAUUGAAGCAGUUAAAAUAAAAGAUUCCAACGGCCCUUUUUAUAAGUGAGAAUGUUUUCUCCUAACACUUGAUGAUCACUUUUUAACUAGGAAAAUACUGACGAGAAAAUAAAUUUAGACUUUUAACCGUGAAACAUAAUAUACAAAAAAUAAACCAAAAUAAAAUUUUGUUUACUUUUCGUCCAAAGAUCUGGUGAAGCGGGGAAUGAGCGGAAAGUGCGAGGUUUUAUGCAAACUCGCAUUUUUUUUGUUCGAAAUGUCUAAUGCUACAUUGGGUCCGUGAGAAACCAAAAAAAAAAAAUCAGCUUAUUUUCAGUCGUUCAUAGAAAAAAAAUGGCUUUCGGCCUCUUGAUGGAUUUCCGGAAUAACGAAAAAGAAGUAAAAUAAACAAAAAAAGAAUAAAUGUUCAGCGCAACGCCCUGAACAUCGUGUUAACGAACCUGGCCCUCGCAGACCUGCUCAUUCUGCUUUUCUGUCUGCCGCCCACCGUCAUCAAUGACGUCACCAAGACUUUCUGGUUCUCGACGGUUUUCUGCAAGUCCGUCCUUUUCAUACAGGUUGGAAUUCAACGGUAUUGCUCGGUUAGAACACUUUGCUAGUUUCUUUUCUUGCCCAUAACAUAUACUUCAAAACUAAAAGUAUCUCGUUUUUUACAUGCUAUUAUUUUGUUUCUAAAGCCUCGCCGUGGAGGGAAGAAAAGACGCAGACAAGUCAUACUUUUUAAUGUUUUUUAUUAGGCCAAUAGACUUCCGAGAAAAAGAGGAAAAAUAACCGCAGAGAGAGUCCGAAAUCUCCCUAUCGCCUGCGUCAUUUAAUAAUGGUUUUUUCGAUCCUCAUUGGCGCAAAAGCUAGCAAAAAAAGUCUUGUUUCAAGAUCGUGUCCACUUUUGUUCCUCAAAAACUUCUCAAAACAUUUCUCCUUCAAAGAAAACCUUCAACUUCACAAAAUAAUUAGAGCAUUGUGUGAAAAGGUUUUUUUAAGAACACAUCGGUAUACGUGAGCGUCCUGAGCCUGGUGUUCAUCACCUGCGAAAGAUGGAGAGCUAUCACUUAUCCUCUCAAACCACCGUUCUUCUCCACCAGCCACGUCAUCCCAGGUUUCAUUUUCAACCUAAAAAUUACACAAGAUAAGCCUAAAAAACCCUGGAAACUUGUGUUUCAGCGAUUUGGCUUCUCGGGAUGAUGCUCUCCUCGCCGGAGCCGCUCACUUUGCAGCUGCAACCGGCUCAGUUCCUCAGGCCUAAUUUUGCGACGACAGUCAGCUAUUUUCUUGGGUGUUGUGAUGAUGGAACUGUUUCAGUGGGGCACUCAAUGCAAAGAGACGUGGUCACAGUCCUUCCAGCGCAAGUACCAACUCGUCCAGGCUCUCUGCGCCUACCUCUGUCCUCUUUUCAUCAUUUCUUGUCUCUGUAUCCACAUGAGCCGCACUCUCAAGCUCUCCAGAGUCUCGUGAGUUUGAUCUCAUGUCUAAAUAACAAAUUAAAUCAGCUAACUGGUAAAUUUGAAAAAACUGAAACUCUCACCUCAAGUUCAUGCCUGCUUCUAAUACCGCAUUCUUCCUGCUUUUUCAGGCGGACUUUUCAAAAUUUCGAAAUAGACUGAAAGAAAGAAACGCUGGUCCAGUAACUCAUUGUUGUGAGAUUAAAAAAGCUCAGGAUGGGCCGACGUCACAUCUCCUCGAGGAAAAAGGCUGUCCGGAUGCUGUGCGCCGUCGUCUUUCUCUUCGCCCUUUCCAAUCUUCCCGUUCACGUUUACAAUAUCGCGCUGUGAGUUGAUUUUAUUACACACGGGCAUUAAUAACGCAAAACGGACGUGCUCCGGACGUUUCUGGGCGAUUCUAGGGAUCACUUAAGAGUUCUGAGGCUACUAAAGUGGUAACUAGAAAUGCCCCGACACGUGCGAUUCGCGUCCCGUUUGCGUUACCAAGGUCUGAGUAUUUGCUUAAGUGAGUUUUGAUCUCGCUUUUGCAACUUAGCGAGUCUCGUUGAGAAUAAGUUUCUUCAACUGGAGCUAUUUUAGGUCAUUCGACUUGCUUUCGAGCGGCGGAGAUGAGCAAGAAAUCGAUGUGAACAUGGUGGCCAUUCGAAAACUUGCUCCACGGGUCUUCUCCUACUCUUCCUCCUGUCUCAACCCGAUACUCUACAGCUUCAUGAGCGGUUCUUUUUCUUUUAUCUUUCCGGCUUAUCCCUCUGACUUGUUACCUUCAUUUCAAUUCCAAUCUUCAAAAUGGUUUUUCUUGUUUAAUUUGAAAGAAAAUUAUCUCCUCAAUUUUGAAUUCCUCGAGGAGAUAUGAGUAACUUAUCCUUUAUAUUUUCCAAACAAACGGUUUCACAAAAACAUUUAUUUCAAGUAAAUGAACGGAACUUCACCAGUGGCUUCAAUAUUUACACGUAUAUUCAUGUGGAAGAAAUGAGGAAUGUAGUGUGA
Messenger RNA from Caenorhabditis auriculariae, 4547 nucleotides. The record is from the annotation of a GenBank genome assembly. Lineage: Eukaryota; Metazoa; Nematoda; Chromadorea; Rhabditida; Rhabditidae.